AUGCUUCAGGAUAAACAAAAAGAUAUUGAUGCAUUAAUUAUAGUAAACAAUGUUUUAUCAACUGAAUCUAAUUACUACAAAAAUCAUUGGUUUUCAAAGUUAAUUGAUGAAACAUCUGAUUGGUUAAAAGAUUUAAUUAUUGAUGUUGUCGAGAAACAUACACCUGAACCAUUAAAACAGUUUAUAAGAAUACCAGCAGUUAGAGAACAUAUGUUUAAUUUGGUUUUUAAAGUUGUAUCAUUAAGACAUAGGCGAGAUUAA
Messenger RNA from Cetraspora pellucida, 261 nucleotides. The record is from the annotation of a GenBank genome assembly. NCBI's taxonomy places the organism in Eukaryota, Fungi, Glomeromycota, Glomeromycetes, Diversisporales, Gigasporaceae.